AUGAUAUCGCCCAUCACAGGAGUGCUGUUGGGUUCAAAUGCCAACAGCGCCUAUAAUAUUGACGUGUUGAGUUUAGGAAAGGGGAGUAAACAAGUUAUUCCUGGAACAAACCCUGUUCACGCAGGUUUCUUCCGUCAGCUACGCAUGGAUGCCGACCCGGUGACAAUAUCGCAAUAUCGUAAUAUCGAAAUAUCGCACUCUUUGAACUUGGAAGCCUACGCUUCCAACCAUCUCGGCAUUGCAGGCUGUCGUUUUGCCAUGUGCAGAGCCCUACUGAACGGGACCUUCACGGGUGAGGCCCAGGUCAUCGAUUUUGUCCUCCGACAUGGAAUCGGAAUGGGUGGCCAAACAUGUUUGAGGCGUUUUGAGAUUGAUAAUUAUUAG
Messenger RNA from Blastomyces gilchristii SLH14081, 384 nucleotides. RefSeq lists its product as uncharacterized. The record is from RefSeq and is a predicted model, not a curated record. The coding region runs from base 1 to 384 and encodes 127 amino acids. Lineage: Eukaryota; Fungi; Ascomycota; Eurotiomycetes; Onygenales; Ajellomycetaceae. The transcript is spliced from 3 exons.